AUGUGCUGCUGCUGUAAUUGUUCAAAUUUGGCAAAAAAAGUAUGGUCCUUCGUUGGGGUGGCCAUAAUUUUUGCACUUGCAGCAUUUUUCGGAUUCGGGCUGCCAGCUAUUGUGGAUUCCGUAGCCCGUAAAGAGUUCAUCAUGGAGCCGGGCUCUCAAGUGUACGAAAAUUGGCUAUCCUCUGAAGUGCCCAAGUAUUUGGAUAUAUAUGUUUGGGAUUGGGUGAACCAUGAAGACAUAACCAAUCACAAUAUUCGCCCGAAGCUCGUUGAAAAGGGUCCGUACGUGUUUUUGGAGGAUCACGAAAGGCAUGACAUUGCAUUCAAUACUGACCACACAAUCAAUUUUCGGCAGAAGCGGACCUGGACAUACGUACCGGAACAGUCGAAGGGAGACUUCUACAACGACAUAGUAACCACUCCGCACACCAUUCUUAUGACGAUCAGUAGGCUCGUUGGAUCUGGCGCUAAUGAGACAACAAUCGGUUAUGUCAAUAAUAUUAUCGAAAAAAACAAUCUUCUUGAUUCGGGAAUCGCAUACAAAGAUGUUCUAGUGCGUGAUAUUCUAUUUGACGGAGUUGAGGAUAAACUACUGAACGCACUGCAAAUCUUAGCUCCAAUGUUUCCUGAAGGCUUCGAAGUUCCACCAUGGGAUGGUUUUGCCUACUUCACUGGUAGAAAUACUAGUGUUGAAUAUGAUGGUUGGUUCCAAAUACAUUCCGGUACCGACGUAUGGGCAAAUUCUGGACUGUUGACAUCGUGGAACAAUGUAACGCAGGUCCCAUACUUUCGUAAUGUAUGUGGUAAGGUUCACGGUUCUACGGGUCAAGUGAAUCCACCAAUGACCAGUGCUCAGAUCAACACACCGGAGGAUUUUAGUCUGUUCAUCACCGAUGUUUGUAGUGCUUUCAAUUUGAAAUUUAGCAAAGAUAUUGAAUUUAAUGGAGUAGAUGGCCGAAUUUGGGUUGGUGAUAAUCGUGUUUUCGACAAUGGUCACAACUUUCCCGAAACCGAAUGCCAAUGCACCGCACCGGUAGCACAAUGUCCCAAUUUGAAGAGAGGCGUACUUGAUAUAUCUGGUUGUAAAGCGGGUGCUCCAUUGUUGGCAAGUUUUCCGCAUUUUUAUCUGGCCGAUCCAGCCUAUUCGAAUGCUCUAGAAGGGCUGCAGGCUAUACGCGAAAAGCAUGAGUUCCAGUACGUAAUGCAUCCGUUCUCUGGAAUACCUCUUGAGGUUAACGGCAGAUUACAGUACAAUGUACAUGUCAAAGAUUAUGGUUUGAAAGUCACCGAGGAUUUACCGGACGUUUUGUUGCCAGUGUUUUGGGUGAAUCAAAGAGUAGUUCUAUCGCAGGAAAAAAUCGACGAUUUGAAAGCAAUCGAUACCAUUCGUUCAGCUGGAAUAUACACAGGUUUUGCAUUGCUGGGUGUUGGUAUUGUCGCACUCGGAAUUGCCCUGUAUUACUCAAUAUUCGUUUGGAAAAAUUGA
Sabethes cyaneus is the source of this 1485-nucleotide messenger RNA. RefSeq names its product protein croquemort-like. Gene Ontology annotation, molecular function: scavenger receptor activity. Lineage: Eukaryota; Metazoa; Arthropoda; Insecta; Diptera; Culicidae. The record is from RefSeq and is a predicted model, not a curated record. The coding region runs from base 1 to 1485 and encodes 494 amino acids. Gene Ontology annotation, cellular component: membrane; cytoplasm. The transcript is spliced from 5 exons.